Messenger RNA from Sapajus apella (tufted capuchin), 859 nucleotides. RefSeq names its product tripartite motif-containing protein 51-like. NCBI's taxonomy places the organism in Eukaryota, Metazoa, Chordata, Mammalia, Primates, Cebidae. Gene Ontology annotation, molecular function: zinc ion binding. The transcript is spliced from 5 exons. The record is from RefSeq and is a predicted model, not a curated record. The annotation marks the transcript as partial.
AUGAAUUCUGGAUUCUUGCAAGCCUUCCAGAGGGCACUCACCUGCCCCAUCUGCAUGAACUACUUCAUAGACCCAGUCACCAUAGACUGUGGGCACAGCUUUUGCAGGCCCUGUUUAUACAUCAGCUGGCCAAACUUCCCAGUUCUUGCUAAGUGCUCUGAGUGCAAGAAGACAACAUGGCAGAGAAACCUCAAAACUGACAUUCGUGUGAAGAAGAUGGCUUCCCUUCUCAGAAAAGUCAGUCUCCAGCAGUUCCUGAGCGCUGAGGAGCAAAUGUGUGGGGCUCACAGGGAGACAAAGAAGAUGUUCUGUGAAGUGGACAAGAGCCUGCUCUGUUUGCUGUGCUCCAACUCUCAGGAACACCAAGAUCACAGACAUUGUCCCAUUGAAUGGGCUGCUGAGGAAUGCCGGGAGAAGCUCAUAAAGAAAAUGCAGUCUUUAUGGGAAAAAGCUUGUGAAAAUUACAGAAACCUGAACAUGGAAACCAGCAGAACCAGAUGCUGGAAGGAUUAUGUGAGUUUAAGAAUAGAAGCAAUCAGAGCUGAAUAUCAGAAGAUACCGUCAUUUCUCCACGAAGAAGAGCAACAUCAUUUGGAGAGGCUGCAAAAGGACGGCGAGGACAUUUCUCAGCAACUCAAUGAAAGCAAAGCCAGAAUGGAACAAAGGAGGGAGAUGUUAAGAGGAAUGUAUGAGGAGCUAAGGGAAAUGUGCCAUAAACCAGAUGUGGAGCUACUUCAGGCUUUUGGAGACAUAUUACACAGGAGUGAGUCCGUGCUGCUGCACAUGCCCCAGCCUGUGAAUCCAGAGCUCAGUGCAGAGCCCAUCACUGGACUGAGGGUCAGGCUCAACCAAUUCCUAG